Sapajus apella (tufted capuchin) is the source of this 681-nucleotide messenger RNA. RefSeq names its product putative speedy protein-like protein 3. Gene Ontology annotation, molecular function: protein kinase binding. The record is from RefSeq and is a predicted model, not a curated record. Lineage: Eukaryota; Metazoa; Chordata; Mammalia; Primates; Cebidae. Gene Ontology annotation, biological process: positive regulation of cyclin-dependent protein serine/threonine kinase activity. Bases 1 to 681 code for a protein of 226 amino acids. The transcript has 4 exons.
AUGGCCAGGUGUCAACUGCAGCCGCAGCUUGAUGAGAGGAGCCUCCAGCCUAGCACCUCGGGGUACUCCCUCCUGGAGGUGAUAGAUGAUGAAGUGCCAGGACCAUCAGGGUCAAAGGUGAUCAAUUGCAGGCACAUUAAUUACACGGUGGCCUGCUUUCUUUACUCAGUCCCUUGGGUAGAUCCCGGCACCCCGAGUAAGUUCCUUUGCUGGAACAGGAAGAGGGAGUGGUCGGACCAAUCUGAGGAGCCGCCCAAGGAGGAGGCAGAGAAGGAGCGCGCCCCUGAGCCUGAGGAGACCUGGGUGCUAGACACCCUGUGUGGGCUCAAGAUGAAGCUAAAGCGACAGCGAGUGUCACCCGUGCUCCCUGAGCACUACAAGACCUUCAACACGCUGCUUGCUCCUUGGGUAGAUCCUAGUACGCCUAAUAUCCUUUGCUGUAAAAGGAAGAGGGAGUGGUCAGACGAAUCUGAGGAGCCGCCCAAGGAGGAGGCAGAGAAGGAGCGCGCCCCUGAGCCUGAGGAGACCUGUGUGCUGGACACCCUGUGUGGGCUCAAGAUGAAGCUAAAGCGACGGCGAGUGUCACCCGCGCUCCCUAAGAACUACGAGGCCUUCAACACGCUGCUUGUGGGUGAGCUCUCCAUGUGGGAGGACUCAGAGGAUUCAAAGCAUCUCUCCUGA